This is a messenger RNA of Corythoichthys intestinalis (scribbled pipefish), 3203 nucleotides long. It is a transcript of the gene kifap3a, whose product is annotated as kinesin-associated protein 3a. Gene Ontology annotation, cellular component: axoneme; ciliary transition zone; kinesin II complex. Gene Ontology annotation, molecular function: kinesin binding. NCBI's taxonomy places the organism in Eukaryota, Metazoa, Chordata, Actinopteri, Syngnathiformes, Syngnathidae. The record is from RefSeq and is a predicted model, not a curated record. Bases 183 to 2600 code for a protein of 805 amino acids. Gene Ontology annotation, biological process: microtubule-based movement; cilium organization. The transcript has 20 exons.
CAUCCGUAUUGCCGGUGGAAGCCAUUUAACUGAACAGUCCACGUGACCAAAUCAUGUGACGUCCCGCACGCCUCCAUUGGUUUGGCUAGUCGCCUUCGUCACGUCUGCACCGUCAACAACGACGUUUCCACCGGCUGUGGACAAGUGUAAACUAACUGUGACAGUCCCUUUCGUUUCUAAAGAUGGAUAAUUUGCAAACUGGGGAUCCGCGGUAUCUUAAAAGGAAAGUGAAGGGAUGUACUCUCGAUGUCCACCCAACAGAAAAAGCCAUUGUGGUCCAGUAUGAAGUGGAAGCAAUGAUACUUGGAGAGCAGGGGGAUGCCAUGAUCGGAGGUCACAAAGAGUGCCAGAAAAUCAUUCGUCUGAAGAGCUUGAAUUCCAACACGGACACAUCAUCGCUGGCUCGCAAAGUUGUGGAAGAAUGUCAUCUGAUUCAUCCCUCAAAACUUAAUGAGGUUGAACAACUGCUAUUCUACCUCCAAAACCGCAGACAGCCAAAUGAUGACCAAGAAAAAAACCACACCUCACCUCGAGAUUUUGCUCCUUAUGCUGGUGUAGAGCUCAAUGAAGAGGCAUGCAUUAACAACAUUGAUGAGUAUUUGGAGCUGCUGUAUGAAGACAUUCAGGAGAAGAUCAGGGGAGCCACACUGAUCUUUCAACUGGCCCGUAACCCAGACAACUUGGAGGAACUCAAACAAAAUGAAAUGGCUCUAGCUGCAUUGGCUAGAGUUCUGAGGGAAGACUGGAAGCUGAGCGUGGACCUUGCAACAACCAUAAUUUGCAUCUUUUUUUGCUUCUCAAGUUUUUCACAGUUUCAUGGACUAGUUACACAUUUCAAGAUCGGAGCCCUCUGUAUGAACAUCAUUGAACAUGAGCUCAAGAGGUAUGACCUUUGGCAGGAUGAGCUCCAAAGGAAGAGGAAGGCCUAUGAAGAAUUCUCAGAGAACCAAAAUCUGAAGAAGGAGCAUGAGAAGUCCCUUAAAAAGUAUCAAAGCCUUCUGACGAAACAGGAGCAGCUUCUCAGAGUUUCUCUGUGUCUGUUGUUAAACCUGGCUGAAGACACUCACACGGAACUAAAGAUGAGGAACAAAAACAUAGUCAACAUGCUUGUGAAGAUUCUGGACAGAAAGGAUGAGGAGCUACUUUUGGUGGUUGUGUCUUUCCUCAAGAAACUUUCCAUCUUCUUGGAGAACAAAAAUGACAUGGCUGAAGUAUUGGCAGUGGAGAAGCUGGCCCUGCUGGUGCCAUGUGAGCAUGAAGACCUACUAAGCACUACAUUACGCCUAUUGCUCAACCUUUCAUUUGAUACUGCUCUGCGCAGCCAAAUGGUCCAGGCUGGACUUAUUGCUAAACUGUCUUCACUCCUUGCGGAUGAUGGCCAGAGACAGCUCAGCAUGUGCAUUCUAUACCACAUCAGCAUGGAGGACAGAUUCAAGCCCAUGUUUGCUAAUACAAACUGUAUCCCUCAGCUAAUGAAGAUGAUUUAUGACUUUGGUGACCUCAAGAUGGAUUUUGAACUCAUUUCGUUGUGCAUCAACUUGGCUGCCAAUAAGACGAAUGCCCAAGUCAUGUGUGAAGGUAAUGGUUUAAAGAUGCUGAUGAAACGGUCAGUGAAACUGAAAGAUGUUCUGGUGAUGAAGAUGAUCAGGAAUAUUUCCCAGCACAAUGGUCCUACCAAAAGCCUUUUCUUGGAUCAUGUUGGAGACUUGGCGGCUCAGAUCAGCCUGGAAAAAGCUGAAGAAUACAUGAUUGAGUGUCUCGGAACACUUGCAAAUCUGACCAUUCCUGACUUGGACUGGGCAUUGGUUCUUAAAGAGUACAACUUGGUGCCCUACUUGAAAGACCGACUUAAACCAGGGGCUGCUGAGGAUGAUUUGAUUCUGGAGGUGGUCAUCUUAAUUGGCACUGUGUCCAUGGAUGACUCUUGUGCAGCCAUGCUCGCCAAGUCCGGCAUCAUUCCUGCUCUCAUAGAACUCCUCAAUGCCAAACAGGAGGAUGAUGAGUUUGUCUGUCAAAUUGUCUACGUUUUUUAUCAAAUGGUCUUCCACAAAGCUACAAGAGACGUCAUCAUCAAAGACACACAGGCUCCAACUUACCUCAUCGACCUGAUGCAUGAUAGCAAUGCAGAGAUCCGUAAAGUUUGUGACAACACAUUGGAUAUCAUCACUGAGUACGAUGAAGAGUGGGGGAAGAGAAUACAGAAUGAAAAGUUCCGUUGGUACAAUUGCCAGUGGCUUGAAAUGGUGGAGAACCGCCAAAUGGAUGAGACAGGAGAGUCCUUACUCUAUGGGGAGGAUGGUGACUCCUUCAUUGAAAACAGAGACAUUCUAGAAAGACCUGAUCUUUUAUAUAGUGCAGAUGGGAUCAUCUCAACGGAUGGUGCGAUCAGUCCAGAGUUCUUCGCUAAUUUUAAGAAUGGAGAGUUGGGCCAAUCAUAUCUGGGAAGCGUGCCAGACGAGUUUGCCACCUCAGCUCACGGGCCGACUGAUCGUCCAGUCAGCGCUUACGGCUUUCGACCAGAUGAACAGCUUUUUAACUACACUGGCUCCUCCCACUUGACAUGGAAUCUUGUCAACACAAAUACGGAUCCAGCGAUUUAGAUGGUUUUACAAGUCUCUAAAAGGUGGAAAUAUCUGAACUGUAAGUAAAACAAAAACCAAAAGACUGCUUUGGCGGCCUUAUUUUCAUUGAAUAACCAGGGGAAUAGCUUGUACACACAAGAUGCUCACGUAAAUACAAAUAUUCUCUGAAAUUACUGUGUGAGUGCAGCUUCAGUAUUUUUUUUUUUAUUUAAAUGUCUAUUUUGAUGUUUAUGUGAAUGUAAUUUAUGUAACUAUUCCAUUUUUUUUGUCCAAUGAACAUUAAAAAACUCACUGCUUUUUGUUGAUGGAAAUAUACCGUCAUUUUCAGACUAUAAGCCACACCAAGAAAAUGAUAUUUGUUGAUAUGUAAGACGCACUGGACUAAACUGCAUGUAUCAACAUAUUAUGGGAUAUCUACACCAAAAGACAUGCAGCUUAUCAUUCUGUAAAAAUAAAAAUAACACUGUAAGGGUUCAAAGUGGGGGAGAGAGUAGUGGUUUAUAGUCCAAAAAUACGGUCCUUUUAAUUAGCCUGUAAUUGUUGUGUCACUUAUCGAUUUGCAUGCAAAUUGCUUUUCAAGGAUAUUUAGUAAGUGUUUAGUAAAGGAUAUUUAUAAUCAUA